AUGGGGGCCCCUUGCUGGGGGGCCCCGCUGGCAGCAAGCCCGAAGGCCCCCGUGCUGCUGCGGCUAGACCCUGUGUGCUUAGCAGCAGCAGCAGAUGUUGUGCUGCUGGAACUGGGGCCGCUGCAGCAAGGAGCAGCAGCAGCAGCAGAAGAGCAGCUGCAGGCCCUCGCCACAAGGGUGGGGGCCCUGCUACCGUCGCAGGAGAUUUUAGACAGCGAAAGGUACAGGAGGGCCCCCGACAGGCUGCGGGCGCUGAGCAGCAGAUUGCUGCAGCGUUUGCUGCUGUCUUCUCACUGCAGCAAAAGUCCCAAGUCCAUUUUGAUUGAAAGAAAAGCCACAAGAAGCAAACCCAUUUGGAGACCAUCGGCGGGAGAAACAGCUGACUUCGUACACUUCAAUGUAUCUCACGACGAGGGCCUGGUGGUUUUCGGGGCCUCAAGACACCUCGUUGGAGUCGACUGCAUGCGGUGCUCCGCUAGAGGCAGAGACACAGCUGAGUUCCUGCAGCAAAUGAAAAGCCACUGUACCCAAAAGGACUGGGCCUACGUCAUGGGGGCCCACUUGAAGGAGCAGCAGCUCAGAAGAUUCAUGAGGGUCUGGACUGUGAAGGAGGCCUUCGUCAAAGCACUGGGCACAGGAAUUUACAUCGAGCCCGAGCGGCUGCAGUGCUUCUUCCCCGCUGUGGGGCCCCCCAGCAUAGCUUUAGAUGGGGCCCCCCAAACGGAUUUUUAUUUUCGACUUGAAGAAGAAGAGGCCCCUGGAUAUAUUAUUUGUGUUUGUGUGGGGCCCCCCAGCAGGGCCAUUGAGGCCUACAAGAAGUGCAUGCAAAGGGAUCCCGAAGAAGAAGAGGGGGCCCCCAUAACAACAACCCCACCUUCUGACGCGUGGGCCUUUAGGGGUUUCUCUUUUGCUGAAUUUGUUGCAGCAGCAGACGCAGCAAUACAGCGCUGGAGCACCUAG
Molecule: messenger RNA, 960 nt
Organism: Eimeria tenella
Lineage: Eukaryota; Apicomplexa; Conoidasida; Eucoccidiorida; Eimeriidae
Product: 4'-phosphopantetheinyl transferase, putative
Exons: 9
Coding region: 1-960 (319 amino acids)
Cellular component (GO): cytosol
Molecular function (GO): holo-[acyl-carrier-protein] synthase activity; magnesium ion binding
Source: RefSeq, a predicted model, not a curated record